Oldenlandia corymbosa var. corymbosa is the source of this 4146-nucleotide messenger RNA. Lineage: Eukaryota; Viridiplantae; Streptophyta; Magnoliopsida; Gentianales; Rubiaceae. The record is from the annotation of a GenBank genome assembly.
AUAAUUUAGUGGAUUUUCUCCUUUCAAAAAGGGAUCACAACAUCAAGAAAGCAAAGAUUAUAUAAGAGCGAAAGCAUCUUGGAUUGUCUUUAAAACGAACUUAAUGAGUACGUAAUUUUAGUCAAUAUGCACAAAUUCUAUUGCAACACAAACUCAAAAGUUUUUUACUUUCCCCAUUUUUUAAAGUACUCAAAAACAUCACCAGCUGUGCUUCAAACACUUCCAAUGUGGCUUUUCAGGUAAUCUUCCAUGUGUUCAGGGCAUAUAUUAUUUGCCAUUAUUUUUACUUUUUUUAGCACUUCAAAAGAUUAAGGAGCCUUUUUAGGCACUUUAUAAAUCAAACUUUUGAUAACACAUUGCCAUGCAUGCCCAUUUCCCAUCACACUAUGCAUUUUCAUUCCAAAAUGUCAUUUUUACAUAACCAUGCAUUUCGAUUAUGUACUUCGAUGCUCUUUUUAUUUUACCGUUAAUUUAAAAUAACUUGACACGUAUAUCUUAUAGAUUAAAAUAACAAAAGUAUAAAACGGUCAAAUUAGACAUAAAUAUAUAUCCUUUUCUCUUUUGAGGAUAGAAGAAAAUGGAUAAGAACGGAAAGUGUGAGAGAAAUAAGGGGUUUUUAACUUUUUUUUUUUUUUACUUUAGGAACCCCGUAAAUUUUUGAGAUUAAUGAUGCCUCCCUUAAAUGAAAUCUCAACAGUCAACAAAGUGGUAAAAAAGAAAAGUCAGCAGAUUCAAAAUUUCAAACACCAGUAAAAUCACUGUUUACCACAUUUUUUACUUUUAGUGAAAAAGAAUAAUAAAAAAAAAAGGUUGUGAAAAGAAGGAACAAAAGGGAACACAGUUCCGAGACCAAUGCCUCGGUUCAUUCUGCUCCACCACCAAAGAUGUGAAACCCUUUUCUCUUCUCUUCACUCUCUCUAUCCUCUUCUCUGUUUCCCCCUGUUUUCUAUCCAUGAUUAUAUUUUUCCUCGAGAAUGCCACCUGAAAUCUGCAAUUUUUUUUUCCCUGUAGUUUAAUCAUGAUUAUUAUUACACAGAUUUGGAUCGAACUUCCCCCAUUUUUUUAACAAUUCUUUUUCCAGUACAUAAAAAUAAUUUUGUUCUGAUUCUUUGUUGUUGAAGCAAAAACGAACCUUCACCGAACUAAUCUCUGUCUCUUAAUCUAUACUCCAGAACUUGCACCUAAUUUUUUGAAAGCCCCAUCUCAACCAAUCCUUUCUGGGGUGGUUGAAUUCAUAGAGGGAAGAAGGAAAUAAAAAGAUAAAAAAAAAAUGUUGGAGUUACCAUCUUCUUCCCAGAAAAAACCCACGAAAAGCAGAGGAUUCUAUGUUAGGAUGAGGAUUCCGAGCAAUCCGAGUGCCGGAAGACAUGGAAGAGCUGUACAAUCAAUCGAAAGAAGCUCUUGUUACAGAUAUUUCAAAUGGCUUCUUUGGAUUUCUCUUUCUCUUUACUUCCUCUCAUCCUUUCUAAUCACUCACAACAAUAAACCUUCCCCUUCUCUGUCCCAAACAACCAUUCUUCCUCACUCCAAAGCUUCUCGUGCUCUGUUUGAAUCCCUCAAUUCCACUGCUUCUGUUAACCUUCCUUCACUUAAGCAAGGUUUGUUCAAGGGAUUAAAGGUAUUCAUAUAUGAAUUGCCAUCGAAAUACAACAGUGAUUGGCUGAAAGGCGAGAGAUGUAGUAACCAUUUAUUUGCAUCCGAGGUGGCCGUACACAAAGCCUUGUUAACCAGUGAAGUUCGGACGUUUGACCCAUGGGAGGCUGACUUUUUCUUCGUCCCUGUUUACGUUUCCUGCAACUUCAGCACCGUUAAUGGCUUUCCUGCCAUUGGUCAUGCCAGAACUCUCUUGGCCUCAGCGGUUGAACGAGUUUCUUCGGAGUUUCCCUUUUGGAAUCGCAGCCUUGGCUCCGACCAUGUCUUUGUUGCAUCCCAUGAUUAUGGUGCUUGUUUCCACGCCAUGGAGGAUAGAGCUAAGGCUGAAGGAAUACCGGAGUUCAUGAAGAGGUCAAUUGUAUUGCAAACUUUUGGGGUCCUCUACGAUCACCCGUGUCAAAACGUGGAGAAUGUGGUGAUCCCACCUUACAUUCCGCCGGAAAGUGUACGGAAGACGCUGAAGAAGUGGCCGAUCGAUGGCCGGCGUGACAUCUUCGCGUUUUUCCGGGGUAAAAUGGAAGUCCACCCGAAAAAUGUCAGCGGCCGAUUCUAUAGCAAGCGGGUGAGGACGGUGAUUCUGCAGAAAUACGGGAGUGAUCGGAGGUUUUAUUUAAAGAGACAUAGGUUUCCCGGUUACCAGUCAGAAAUUGUUCGAUCAACGUUUUGUUUGUGUCCAUUGGGAUGGGCCCCAUGGAGCCCCCGGUUAGUUGAAUCCGUUGCCCUGGGUUGCGUCCCGGUGAUCAUCGCCGAUGGUAUCCGGUUACCCUUCCCCGCCGCCGUUCCCUGGGCCAAAAUAUCCGUCACGGUGGCGGAGAAGGACGUGGCAAAGCUAGGCCCGAUCUUGGAACACGUCGCCUCCACCAACUUAACCGCCAUACAGAAGAACCUCCGGGACCCAAACGUUAGAAAGGCUCUACUUUUCAACGAUCCGAUGGCGGAAGGGGACGCCACGUGGCAGGUGUUGGAAUCCUUAUCGGACAAGCUCGACAGGUCCCAUAGGAAGUCAAGGGUUUCGAGCCAAUGAGGGGGUACCACGUGGCGGGUUUGGGCUCGGCAGCCCCAUCAGCGCCAGCUAAGAUCCGGCACAUUUCUCGACGUGGAGAAUUGGAUUUGUGUUAGUGGGUGACAGCUAAGAGGGUUACAAACUUACAAUUAUGUUGCUCACUGGGAAGUGGGAGGACAAGAAGAAGAAUUGAAUGGAAGUGAAAUGAAGAAAUCAAAUCCCACGGUAAAAAAAAAAAUUGUAUAGAGAAAAAGUGUAGAUAGUAAAAAAAAUUUACAUUUAUAUGGACUUUGGGGGUGGUCCAUUUGGGUCCUGGGAAGGAGGAGAUUAGGACAAUAGAUUUGAUGAUAAAAACGUUGGCAGAUUGGUGGGACAGGGUUAAGGUUAGCUCAAUUUGGGAAAAGUGGGAUAGGUAUAAAUUUUCAUUUUGGAGGUUUUUGGGGGAUUUGGCGGGACACUACUACCACUGAUUGAUUAAUGUUGUUUUGUACAUGUGAAGAGGAAUAAUUCUUUAUUUUUUUUGUUGAUUCUUUUAUCUCUUCUGGGGUUUUUUUGAGAAAAAUAAAACCAAAGAUGAACCAAAUCAUAUGGAAAAUUAGAUGUACUUUCUUCAUUUCAAUUUAUAGGUCGUUUUAAGUUUGAAUUUUUUUUCAAAAUACAGGUCAUUUUGUAAAUUCUAGGUAAAUUAAUAAUUAUUUUUUCAAUUGUUACUCUCAAUAAAUGAUGUCUAUAUAUUUUUAUUUAAUCUUGUUUAUAAUUUGAAUAUGAUUAAUGAGGAAUAAAAUAUAUAUUUAACACACAAAUUAAUUGUUGAAUGAUUUGUUUUCUUAGUUUAAUUGCAAAGGCUAAACUGACUUGAAUUUUGAAGUGGAGGGGUACAUGAUUUUUAUGCAUUGUAACUUUGAAGGGUUAUUAUUGAUUGGAGGGCUUUGAAAUUUUUUUUUUUGCAUUUAUUGAUGGUACACUGAAAAUUUACAGUGAGGGGAGGAGACAAUAUUAAGAUGGCCAGCAAGUUGACAGCUAAGAAGUGUCAGAACUUUUAAUGUCAAAGACUGAAUACUGAAUUGGGGGAGUGGGGCUGAGGAUGGGGGGCGGUGGUGGACCGGCGGUGGUGGUGGACACAUCAAAAUGAAUGGGUCACGGAUUUUGGAAUCAAACCCAGCAGCACAGUUUACCAAAUGAUGCAUUCUGCAACGAUUCAGAAAACUACAGUAAUGUUUUUGCUAUUAUAUGUUGCAUCAUUUUCGAUAAGCUUCGGAUACGGAUAGAGCUCCAUUUUGGAUGGAUGCAAGCUUUUGGACACACAUUACAUUUGGGAAUGCAGUUUAUGAGUUUUUAAUAAGUAUUGAAUAGACUGUUUACUUUUGUUAAUGUGUUUACUUCGGCACGUAUGUUUGGUUCGUUUUUUUAAUGUGUGUUUUUAUGUGUUUUUUGUAUUUAGAAUAGAAAAAGUUGUAUCAAAAAUGUAAAAGGUUAUGCUAGAAUGGGAC